UUUGCACUUGCGAUACACAUUAUAUUUUUCCUACAGUUACUAUAAACCAUAUAAAUAAGUAGUCUUUCAAACACUAUACAAAACUUUUUUAGGUUAGGUUAAAUCCAAUAAAAGAACACUGUUUUGUGUUGUUUGAUUAAAAUAAAACACAGGAGUGCGGAAAAGAAAAAGAGUGCGGCAAAAAAUGACACAAAAGCUGCCAGAGUGGUUGGACAAGACAUUCCUACAAGCUGCUCUUCAAGGAGGAGAAGAUAACGAGCCCAAAGUGACAGUUAAUGAUUUUACUGCAGAACUAGCGGUAGCGGCCGGUAACAACUACACAAGCCAAAUCUUCAGGGUGGUCGUGAAAUACACAGCAAAUGGAUCAGAAGAUAAAUCCACAACUCUUAUUGUUAAGGCACCUCAUACUCAGAUGCAAGACAUGGGAGCAGAACUUGGACUAGGUGAAUGGUUCAAGAAAGAACCUGUACUAUACAACAUUAUUUUGCCAAAAAUGAAAGAAAAGAUAAAAGUCGACUUUGGCCCUAAAACAUAUUUCAGUGCACAAAAAAGCGUGUUGGUAUUUCAGGAUCUGAAAGAAACAGGGCACAUCAUGUGUGAUAAAUUUAAACAAUUGGAUUACACUCAUUGUGAGGUAGUGUUGAAAAAUUUAGCGAAGUUCCAUGCCGUUUCAGUCGCUCUUCACAGUGAAAAUCCUGAAGAAAUCGAAACACUCGGAAUAGAGCCGAUAUUUAGGGAAGGUAAUCCCAUGCAAAAAUUGAUGGAGUCACUUUUGGUGUUUGCGAUAGAAAUUAUCAAAGAAAGCUUGAAAAAUACAGAGAAUGGUGAACCUGCCUUACAGUUUUUGCUUGGCAAGCAAGAAACACUGUACAAUUCCUUGAUAGAAAUUGUUAAACCCAAAAAAGAAGGUUUGAAUGUUAUGAACCAUGGAGAUUUGUGGAACAACAAUAUAAUGUUCAAACACUCAGAGUCAGGAGAAGUGGAGGAAGUAAAGUUCAUUGACUUUCAAGUAUUACGAUACACGAGCCCGGCCAUCGACAUUCUGUACUUCAUCUGGACCAGUGCAGACGAAGAAGUGCGGGAAAACAGACUACAAGAGUUGUACGACAUUUACCUACAAGAACUCAACGAAUGUCUACAACUACUAGGAUGUGAAGAGAGGUACACUUCUGAAGAGUUAUGGCAAGAUUUAAAGAAUUCGGUUGACUUUGCUCUUGUAAUCGCAUGUCAAACUCUGCCCAUGACAUUCGCUGAAGAAAAGGAUGCUCUUGACAUGGCUGAAUUCGACAUGAAAGAGUUUGCAAACAUGAGUAACAGUGGUGCUAUGGACCCAAAUUUACUGAGAUUAUACAAUGGAAAAUAUUACAAAGCCAAAGUACCAAAAAUCAUCCAACAAAUUUACCAGACCUUACAUUAAACGUUGCUCUAAAGGUUAAUGUUCUAGCUCUUUGCACAGAUAUGUUGUUGAGAGGAAAUUAGUAUUAAAAAGGCUACAUUUUUUUUAUAAACAGCAUCUUGGCAACAUAAAACUAAAAAAAUAUUUGUUGUAAAAUGUAAAUAAGUUGUAGAUAAUGAUAUCAUUAAUUAAUCAACCUUAAAAUUUGUCACAUAUUUUAAAAUCAUGUUUUUUACUAACAAUUAUAUUGUGUUACUAGCUGUAACCCGCGGUCUUUGCCCCGUUUAACUUCUUAAUUUUCAAGAUUAUCUCGUUCGCAUGGCUCAAUCACGUCCUGGUUGAAGUUUGUUCGCUACAGUUCGUUCGCUACGCUCACUCACCUUUUGGUUGCAAAUUAGCUGUUGUCAUAAAUGUAAAAGAAACAAUAGUGCUGCACCCUGUUGGUAAUUUUUGUAACUUUAAUGCUAUUGAACAUCACAGAACAGAACCAACUUGUUUAAUUGAAACAGCUGUUAAGAUUCAAUAAUUUCAUUUCUCAUAAGGUUAACAUGGGAAACUCCAGAGCCACUGGGGCGGAGCCCGAAAGGAUUUUUGAAAUAAGAAUAUGCCUAUAUGUUAAUCGGGAAUGUGAGCUAUCAUCAUGCCAAAUUUCAGCCCAAUCCGACCAGUAUUUUUUGCGUUCACUUGUCACAAACAUACAUCUAUACAUCCAUACAUCCAUCCAUCCAUACAUACAUCCAAACUUUCUCAUUUAUAAUAUUAGGUGGAUUAUUUUAUUCAAUGAUGACUCACAAGUAAAAAUCUAUUAUAUUAUUAAAGUGAUACAAUGAAAUUUUAUGUAAACGGUUAAGGCCAUUUACCAAAUAAAAAUAUAGGCAUAUGACACAUACAAAUGAAGCUUAGAGUGUGUAGAUUUGCCGAAAAGUAUUGAUAUGGACGAAUUUCCUAAGGGCUCUACCCCACAGGCUGAUUUCCAAAGGGCUACGCCUGCCAUGCUUCCUAAGUUUACAUGAUUUAAUUUAAUUUAGUUAAUGAAACAGCUGGUCAGUACAAUGAAUGGUGUUUGUUUAUUUACUCGAAAAAGAUGUUUGUGAAGCUUUAUGUAGAUUUAGGAGGGUUAUGUUUGGUUUUAAAGAAAGUUUGUAUACGUUUUGUAUAGAAUUGCGCAAAGUUUCAUUUUGUAAUUUAUAUAGUAAGCUAAAUGUAAAGAGGCUUGACUAAAGUUGAAGAAUUAUGGUAAAACAUGUAAUUCGUGAAGCAUCAAUAUGAAAUAAUUUAUGUUAUUGCUACACUAAGGUAUGUUAUGUUGUCAUAUUCUUUUGGAUCUAUUAACAUAAAAAAGUAGGGGUUUGAAAGUAAGCAGGUUUACACUUUUGAAUCAGAGUUUAUAUUUUCAAACUAAAUCAUAAAGUUGCCGUAUUUUAAAACACACAUCAGGAUUGCUUUAAUAGCUCUCUAGGUCACAUUUUCUUCCCGUUGCAAAGCACGGGUAUAGCAGCUUGUAUGUAUAUAAAAUAAAGCUGAUCAUAUCAAGUACACACGAACAUUUUUUUUGCAACUAAAUAUGUAAUAAGGCUCACAGUAUCAAUUUAACAUGAAUUUUCAAAAAGAAUCCAUAUAAGGGGUACAGUAAUUUCAAAUUUAUUUCCUCCUGGAAAGUUAAGUAUAGAAUAGAACCUUAUCUAUUCAGAACACUCACAUGCAAAUGCCAAUGAUGUGUUUUAUUUUUCUGCCUUGACUAUUUGACCCUUUGUCAAAUACUACAUGCAAUGUUCAAAACUAUAGCUUUGGGUGACUAUCUGCAAAUUUCAGGUUAGGAAAAGAAACAUAGAAAAUUAAAUUUUAUGUUUUAUGUUUACUGAUAGAAGGAAAAGCUCUAUUGAAUGUAUGUGUUUCCCUUGUAUAGACUUACUUCAGUAACAACUGGUUGGAAACUGGGAGAAGUGGAGGAGAGAAGUGGGAGAAGAAGAGGGAAACUGGGAACAUUGCGACUUUGGCUCAACACAGAUAAAACACAAAAUUUGCUUUUUAGUUUAAAAAACAACCCAAAUAAUUUUAAUCUUGAUUUAGUCACAAAUGCUAAAUUCCUAGGUAUUUAUUUAGACAAUCAUUUAACUUGGAGCUCACAUAUAGAUUACAUUAGUACGAGACUAUCAAGAGUAAUAUAUCUUAUGAGACGCCUUAUAAACAUUAUUCCUAAAAAUUACAUCAGAAGUGCGUACUUUUCCUUUUUUGAAUCUAUCAUUCGAUACGGUUUAAUACUGUAGGGAAACUGCUCAGGAAUUCAGGACAUUUUACUGCUCCAAAAGAAGGUGAUUAGAAUUAUGGCUGGAGUACAUUUUAGGGAACAUUGCAAACCACUUUUUAGGCAGCUUCAGAUUUUAACCGUCAUAGACUUAUAUAUUUUUGAAAUCGCAGUUUAUAUAUUAAAAAACUCUCAUCUAUUAAAAUUCAAAGACAAAAUUCAUAAUUAUAAUAACCGAAACAAAACUAAAGCAGUGAUUCAAUAUUGUCGCUUAACUAAAUCGUUGGAUAGCCAUGUGGUGAUAUCUUUAAAAAUUUACAAUAUCUUUGAGCCUAUGAUUAGAAAAUAUUCAAUAAAUCAAUUUAAAAACAAACUCUAUAAUUGGUUACUAGAUAACCCAUUUUAUACAUUAGAUGACUUUUUAAAAAUUUGUGAAAUCAAAUUUUAACAUAAUGUAAUCUUUGCACUUAUUUUAUUUUAUUUUAUUAUUAUUAUUUAUGUUAUUACUAUUAUCUUUUAAUAUUAUUAUAUUGUAUUUUACAUGAGAUUUUUAGAGGUAUUUAAAAAAAUUUAGUUUCUUACACAAAUUUGUCUAACUUCUUUGAUUGCUUGACAAAAAAAACUUGAACAAAUUUUUUUUUUAUUUAAUUACUGUUGUUGGAAUUUAACUAUUCCUAAUUAAUAUUAUUUCAUUAUUUUUUUUCUUUUUUCCCUUCAUUUUAAGAAAUUUACUAAGCUCUCAAAUGUUUUUAUGUUUUAUUAAUAGAUAGCGUAAAAGAAAAAAAGUUAAGUUAAUUUAUCAUUUUAAUUUUUACAUUCUCUAGAUACUUAAUCCUAUACUAUUGUAGAUGUGUAGUAUGUAUGUAUAUGACGUAGGCCUAUACAUAGGCUGAUGUGUUGACUUUGUCAAUGAUUUGUAAAAAUCCAAAAGACAAAUAAAUGAUAUGAUUUGAUUUGA
This is a messenger RNA of Macrosteles quadrilineatus (aster leafhopper), 4599 nucleotides long. RefSeq lists its product as uncharacterized. The record is from RefSeq and is a predicted model, not a curated record. The transcript is spliced from 2 exons. Lineage: Eukaryota; Metazoa; Arthropoda; Insecta; Hemiptera; Cicadellidae. Bases 185 to 1417 code for a protein of 410 amino acids.